Molecule: messenger RNA, 4411 nt
Organism: Aphis gossypii (cotton aphid)
Lineage: Eukaryota; Metazoa; Arthropoda; Insecta; Hemiptera; Aphididae
Product: ensconsin-like
Exons: 17
Coding region: 374-3088 (904 amino acids)
Biological process (GO): microtubule cytoskeleton organization
Cellular component (GO): microtubule cytoskeleton
Source: RefSeq, a predicted model, not a curated record
UAUCGUACAGUAAGCUGAAGUGGGAACCAAACACAUCGAUUGCUCGAAAACUUCGACUUCUUUCCUAAUUAUUGCUGAUAUUGUCUAUUAAUUUCUAAGUGUUUCACCAAAUCGCGUUUUAAUAUAUAUAUCCUUGUCGGUAUUCGUCGAUUAUAAAUGUCGUAAACGGAACACUGACGGCUCUAUUAUCAGUACACUUAGUCUUCGUCCGUUUCGAUAUAUCUCGCGUGGCGGCACUGCCAAAAUUUCUGGACCAGUCAGUAUCGAAAAAUGGCAGAGUUCGUCAGGGUGACUUCCAAUCCCUCGAUAAAUUCAGGUGAGUAAUCCAUUAUAUUAUACGGUAUACGAAGAAUAAGUAAGAAAUAGUUUAAUUAUGAAUCAUGCUCUCACAUUUGUAUUACAAAUGGAUUGGGUAUCAAAUAAUCAAUACAAUCAGAAUUGGACAGGAGUGACCACUGUUAAUUCUGACAAUAGGCCAAAUACCGCACCAACACCGCCUCAAAAUUCAUCUAGAGCAGGCGGACUUCAUUGGUUUGCUCAUGGUGCAGAUUCAUUUGACUUUAAUGAUGAAACAGACGAAACAGGAAAAGAAAAUGCAAUCAAAGACCGUGAAGAACGAUUACGGCUUGUUCGUGAGAAACAUGACGAAGAACGCCAAAGAAAACUCGAUGAACUCAAACAACAAGCAUUGGCUGUACAAAGGUAUCGAGAACAAAAAGAAGAGGAAAGACGGAGACGUUUAGAUGAAAUGCGUUUACGAGAUUCUGAAAGGCGGCAACAAGUGGAAGAAAGAAAAAGACAAUUGUUCGAAGCCGAGAGAGAGAAACGAGACGCUAUACUAAAAAAAAAUCUAGAACGUGAGGCCAGAAUUGUGUCAAAAAGAAGAAAUGAGCGUAGUUCAAUUGUUUUUGCAUUUGGAAGUUCGACACCUCGCAUGCUUGAACCAUCAGAAACUGGCGGAUCGUACUGGGCUAGUCGCAGAGCUACGUCUACCAGCAAUGUGAUGAUGUUGAGCAGUACAACUCCUAUGGGCCCUCUAACGAGGAGGUCGUCAGAACGCGAACUGAACGAAUGUUCUGGGAAAAAAAGAGCCGCUUCAGCUGGUGGUCUGUCGAACCGAAGUACCGACGAUUUUUCAGAGUACAAUAAUAAGAGACACUCCGUAAUGAAUGUUUUGCAUUGGAGUGAUAUGUGUUACCCUGUUAUCCCAGAAUACCCUGUAGAUGUGGGGUGUGAAGGCGGUGACGGGAGCGCCGAACGGAGGGCGGCCAGACGGAAGACGGACCUGAUGCCCACCAUCGUGUCCCCGCGUGACCUGACGCCCUGCAGCCGUCCCGGAUCGUCCAGUUCGUCCCGUCGGUCACCAGGUAGGGCGAGUUCGAUGACUCGGCUGGACGGCGCCGCCACCGCUUUCGGCGGCGGAAGCGGUCGACUCCUGUCGUCGGCGCGCAGCAUGAGCCACUUGGCCGGCGGUGGCGGUGGCGGCGGCGGCGGGCGAUCUGUCGUUUUAGGUGCCAAUAAGGAUCGCUCGACGCUUCACCGUAGUAUGAUCGCCUUGAACCCGGUGCCGCCGCCCAGACCCACCAGAGCCGAGCGACUGCGCAAGCGCGCCAGAGAAUUCGCAAACGGCGGUGGUGCAGGCAUGAAAUCUGGUGAAAUGACGCCUAAUCGACCCCAGAGUUCCAUGAGUCAGUCAAGCACUGGACCUUUGCCAACGCAACCGAGGUCCAGGCCCGUAGCUACGCCUCGCAAACCACGACCAAUCAGUAUAGCUGUGACUGGCGUCACAUCCGAUCAAUCCGCAAAGUCUCCGGCUACAGGCGAAAGACCGCCACUGCCCAAAGUGAAUGUUACCAAAAAAUCGAUUACUCCUAAAGUGGAAACAAAAAAAUUCCCCAACGACAAUACAAAACUGCAGUCGACAACUGUUAAGGAAAAAAAUAAAAACGCAAAGAAUUCUACUGAAACUUCCGAUAACGUCGAAUCUUCUGAACAGCAGCACACCGUCGCUGCAGUAUCCAAAGACGAAGACAGUCGUGAAAAUUCAAACCAAGGGUCGGUGAACGACCUGGCCGAAUGCGAUAUGACCGCUUCGAUGUUGGCUACAAAACAGAAGAUCUCGACUGAAGAAGAAGCCAAGGCCGCGUUGGCAGAACGCAGAAAACUAGCGCGUGAACAAGCAGAGAGAGACGCAGAGUUAGAAAGACAACGAUUGGAAGCCGAAAGAUUGGCCGAAGAAGAACGGUUACGUUGUGAAGAAGAAGAACAACGCCGACAAGAAGAAGAACAACUACGAAUGUUGGAAGAAGCUCGGAAAUCUGAAGAGUUGCGGUUGCAGUUAGCCAUUGAAGAAACGAAAAAACGCGAAGAGGAAGAAAAGAAACGAAAAGAGGAAGAACACAAGUUGAAAUUGGAAAAAGAAGAAGCAGACCGCAAAGCGAAAGAAGAAGCUGAAAAGCUGAGACAAGAAAUGGAAAUCAAAUUGAAAAAAGAGGAAGAAGACAGGCAACUUAGACGUAAACGAGUCGAAGCCAUUAUGCUGCGGACUAGGAACCAAGGCAAAGGAAACGCGUCGACCAAAGAAGAGACUGAAUCUGCCGAGCAACAAGCCGGCGAGAAUAAAACGGAAAAACCGUCGUCGGACCCGAUGACGACUAGUCAAGGACCGGUAUCUGAGACCGAAGCGAUGCUGACCGCCGAGAGGGUUCAUUCGUCGUCGACAACGACUUCAUCGGCAUCAUCGCCAACAUCACCGCCCGGUGACGUGCUUUCUAACGGAUUGCUUCCGGUAGAAACUUCCGGUUCCAAACAAAACGGCCGUGCGGACAACUCGACGGCACAUCAAAGCAACGGCUGCCUUCCUACGGCUAACGGUGGUACCGUUUUUAGUUCGGAAGUACAAUUAAACAAUGUGACCAACAAUCUGCUAGAUUUAUCGUUGGAACCUAUUCCGUCUGACGCUCUGUCCACACAACAAAUCAUUGACAUCGGUAUGAAAAAGUGCAUUCAAGACAAUACCACUGAGUUUACCACGUACCAAGAAACUAAUAGAUCAGAACAACAAAUUGUCAAUGAUCUACUAUCUUAAUAAACACUAGAAGUGGCUGCGAUUGUUGUUGUUGUGUAUUGUGGGUAUUUGUAUACUUGACGGUAGAUUGAAGUAUUAAACACGAGUGCUACUUUUAUUGUUAUUUUAUUAUUUUUAUCUAAAUUAUUAAGUAGUUAAAAAGAAAAACUGAAAAAAAAGUAAAAUGUUCAAUAUUCAAAUUGUUAUAAUUAUUUAGCCACGUCUAGACAUACUACUACGACAAAAGUUAAUUAUCUUCUAUCUUACAAUAAUUUAAAAAAUCCCUUCGUUUUAAUACAUUUUUGUUUUCUUAAAUAUAUAAUAAUAAUAAUAAUAAUAAUAGCUCUUAUCGUGUUAACUAUAAACACAUUUUAAUAUGUAUUAUAAUUAUCACGUUUAAUGUACAUUAACAAUAAUACAAAUCUUAUGAUGUAUUAAUUAUAUAAAUAUAUAUAACGACAUGAGAUCGCUUUGUCUUGAAAGAAAAACCAUCUGAAUAUAUCUUGAGAAUGAAAUAUCAUGUUUAGCCAAUGUCUCUAAACAAUUAAUGACAAGAUGAGCAUAAUAAUGAAUAUGUGGGCUAUAAUAAUACCUUGUUGAGUGUAUUGCGAGUAAUAAUUGUCUAAUUUGUUUACUUAUGUAUAUUUUUUUUAAAAAUCUAUCCAGUAAACUGAUUUUACCACUAUGCUUUUAUAAUCCAACAAUUAUGUUGUGUAUAUUUUAUUGUUUCAAUAUUUUUGAAUAUUUUUUUUACAAAUUUUUAAACCAACAUUAAUUUGAUUUUACAAUACCAUUCAUUUUGUUUUCAAUGAUGACACUGUUAUCAACCAAUGGUGAAACUUGAGAAAACUGCACAGCAACCACUGUUUAGUGGGUGGGGGUUUGGGGAAAGUGCUGUCUUAUGCGAAAGGUAAAACAUUUUUCUGAAACUGCGUAGAUACAACAAGGUGUAUAAUUACUCUCCAUCUACCUCCCUGAUCUCAAAAAUAAAAAUAUAUAUUUUUUUUAAUUAACACCUAUUUUCUAUAUUUUGUUCUCUUAAUUAAUUGUUGCGAGUGAUUUAUUAUUUUACAUACUCAAGUACUUAUGUGAUUAUGUGAUUUUUGAUUUGUCGGUUUUUUUUUUAUUUCUCAAAAUAUUCUGUAUUCGUGAUUUAUUAAGUUUGCUGAUUGUUUGCACUAUGCACUGGUCAUUGUUAAUCAUAUGUUACAUAUAUUUUUAUUGUCUUAUCGUUGGCCCAAGAAAUAUCAUUAUGUUUCCCAACAAUUUAAUGAUCAGUAGUAGUAUGUGUAUGCGUGAAUGACAAUGUUGUAUGGAAAGACAAAGCCAUCUUAUAUGUUUAUU